This is a messenger RNA of Phytophthora infestans T30-4, 735 nucleotides long. RefSeq lists its product as uncharacterized. The transcript has 4 exons. Bases 1 to 735 code for a protein of 244 amino acids. Lineage: Eukaryota; Oomycota; Peronosporomycetes; Peronosporales; Peronosporaceae. The record is from RefSeq and is a predicted model, not a curated record.
AUGGCGACGAGUAGGAUGAUUGGACGAGUGUCACCAUCGAGCUCGAAUCCGGGGUCUUCAUCCCCGAUAAAGGUGUUGAUCACGAAGCCGCCGCGGUUGGGUGAAAUCGUGGUCUUCGGGUCCCUGUAUACGGUGUACAAGGACCCGCGCAACAAGAACUUCACGCUUACGGCCCAAGAGAGCAUGCUUAUCGGCGUUGGUGAAGAGAUCGAGGGCUACUGCGUGUACUUGCCUAAGGACAAGGUAGUCACCAUGGCGCAAAACGUAACGACCAUUGAAACGCUCGACAAGACGCAGAGCGAGCAGGUUCAGUGCUUGUACUCGCGCGAGGACUCGGCCGAGUCUGAGGAGGAGCACUUCAGCGUGGAUGCGAUGUCUGGUGUACCGCAAAAAGGGCCGCGUGCCUGCGAAGCACGGAUAUGUGGCCAUGCUUACACCAAGACCGACAAGGAGGUCGAACUGAAGCUCAUUCCGCAUGGAAUGAUCGUCACGGAGGAUAUCACGAAGGCGUUGAAUAUUACGAGCGUGAACGAGCUUGCACUGGAGCUCCACAAGGCGCUCUAUGGUCUCAAACAGGCCGGCAGACGCUGUAAAAAACCACUUCACCAGGAACUGGUCGAGAUCGGUCUCGUACAGAGCUUAGCGGAACUGUGUGUGUACUUCAGAUCCUGGGACGGCGAUUUGCUUGUGUUGGGCGUAUACGUGAAUGGCAUCCUGGGCUCGGGUGUCGGCUGA